This is a messenger RNA of Caenorhabditis briggsae, 477 nucleotides long. It is a transcript of the gene Cbr-ubc-24, whose product is annotated as Protein CBR-UBC-24. The transcript has 3 exons. NCBI's taxonomy places the organism in Eukaryota, Metazoa, Nematoda, Chromadorea, Rhabditida, Rhabditidae. The record is from RefSeq and is a predicted model, not a curated record. Bases 1 to 477 code for a protein of 158 amino acids.
AUGCAUGCAGCCGCACAUGGUAGAAUUGUUCAACUCUCUCGUAUUCGGAAAGAAAUCGCGGAUCUCACCAAAAACAAACGUUGCUAUAUCAAAGAUUUUCGGAAAAUCCAAAAGUGCAAGGACGUUUUCCAGUUCAAAAUUCUUGGAGAUACCUCACUUUUCAAGGAUCUCAUCUUCACUUUGGAUUUGGAUGUCAGUCUGGAUUACCCGUUCAAACCUCCGUUUUUGAAAUUCUGUCACCCAGUCUAUCAUCCAAAUAUUGAUCCUGUAACUCAUGAGAUUUGUUCUCCGAUGCUUCUUCAGGAGAAUUGGAAACCAGGAACAACGAUUGAAGACGUUCUUCUGAAUGUGAUUGUGUUGCUCAAUGAACCAGAUAUUUCUCGUCCGGUGAAUUUUGAAGCGGCUGCUGAUUAUAUCAACGAUAAGGCGAUCUACAUGGCAAAAUUCAACGAGGUAGUGAAGAAGUGGACGGUUUAG